AUGGUGCGGCAUUGGGAGGAUCUAACAAUGAUAAAUGCCUGCACUAGUCCCAUUAGGUACUGGCUAACCAAAUUCUUCCUGGAGUUCACUCGACUUUCGUCUCCGCUUCUCCGCCCGUCAACUUCCAUGGCGGACGGCUCCGAGAUUCCAUCGUCGUGUUUAUUCGUCGCUUGCAUUCCGCAGUCGCAGGUGGGAAUAUUUGAGAGAUGGGGGAGAUUCACCCAUGUCGCAGAGCCCGGGAUGCACUGCUUCAAUCCCCUCGCUGGGACUUGGUUGGCGGGAAAAUUGUCGCUCCGCGUGCAGCAGCUAGACGUGCGCUGCGAGACUAAAACGAAGGACAAUGUGUUUGUGACGGUGGUGUGUUCCGUCCAGUACCGGGUGAUGAAGGACCAUGCAGACGAUGCGUUCUACGAGCUCCAGAACCCUCGCGAGCAGAUCCAGUCCUACGUCUUUGAUGUGGUGCGAGCCAGUGUGCCUCGCAUUGAGCUGGAUAAGGUGUUUGAACAGAAGGACGAGAUUGCUAAGAAUGUGGAGGAGGAACUUGAAAAGGUGAUGAGAGCGUAUGGCUACACCAUUCAGCAAACCCUUAUUGUGGACAUUGAGCCUGAUGCGACCGUUCGGAAAGCCAUGAACGAAAUCAAUGCUGCUCAGCGCAUGCGCAUGGCAGCGCAGGAGAAGGCAGAGGCUGAGAAGAUCCUUCAAGUGAAGCGUGCCGAGGCUGAUGCCGAGGCGAAGUACCUCUCUGGUGUUGGUGUGGCUCGCCAGAGGCAGGCAAUUGUGGAUGGGCUUAGAGAGAGUGUCCUCGCAUUUUCACAUGAAGUGGCGGGAACUACACCCAAGGAUGACAAUGUGUUUGUGACGGUGGUGUGUUCCGUCCAGUACCGGGUGAUGAAGGACCAUGCAGACGAUGCGUUCUACGAGCUCCAGAACCCUCGCGAGCAGAUCCAGUCCUACGUCUUUGAUGUGGUGCGAGCCAGUGUGCCGCGCAUUGAGCUGGAUCAAGUGUUUGAGCAGAAGGACGAGAUUGCCAGGAAUGUGGCAGAGGAGCUUGAAAAGGUGAUGACAGCGUAUGGCUACACCAUUCAGCAGACGCUCAUUGUGGACAUUGAGCCUGACACCACCGUGCGCAGAGCCAUGAACGAAAUUAAUGCUGCUCAGCGCAUGCGCAUGGCAGCACAGGAGAAGGCAGAGGCUGAGAAGAUCCUUCAAGUGAAGCGUGCCGAGGCUGAUGCCAAGGCAAAGUACCUCUCUGGUGUUGGUGUGGCUCGGCAGAGGCAGGCGAUUGUGGAUGGGCUGAGAGAGAGCGUCCUCGCAUUCUCGCAUGAAGUGGCGGGAACAACUCCCAAGGACGUGUUGGAUAUGGUGCUUGUAACGCAGUACUUCGACACAAUGAAGGAUAUAGGAGCCUCAGCCAAGAGCAACACGGUGUUCAUUCCACAUGCCCCUUCUCAGAUUGCCGACAUUUCUGCGCAGAUUCGGAACGGGAUGCUGCAAGGAAACAUCAAGCAGGAAUAG
This is a messenger RNA of Closterium sp. Yama58-4, 1515 nucleotides long. NCBI's taxonomy places the organism in Eukaryota, Viridiplantae, Streptophyta, Zygnematophyceae, Desmidiales, Closteriaceae. The record is from the annotation of a GenBank genome assembly.